Molecule: messenger RNA, 3006 nt
Organism: Nerophis lumbriciformis (worm pipefish)
Lineage: Eukaryota; Metazoa; Chordata; Actinopteri; Syngnathiformes; Syngnathidae
Source: RefSeq, a predicted model, not a curated record
AUGGCUGUUGCUGGGAUACGCAACCGGCUCGGAAGCAAUGUGCCUUUCUAUUAUUUUGUGAUAUUCUCCUUAUUUUGUGGCCUUUCAUUUGGACAGUUGAGCUACUCUGUAUCGGAAGAACUGGAAAAUGGGGCAGUGGUCGGUGAUCUGGCGCAUGACUUGGGGCUGGAUAUUCGAAAGCUGGCCAGCCGAAAAAUCAAGGUAACCUCCAGCAGCAGCAGUAAACGCUACGUGAUUGUCAACCCUAAAAAUGGCAAAUUGCUAGUUAAUGAAAGAAUCGACAGGGAGGCGCUGUGUGAUUUAUCCAGCAGCUGCCUCAUCAAUCUCGAGGUCCUCCUCGAAAAUCCGACUGAGGUGCAUCACGUCGAGGUGCUGAUAGUGGAUGUCAAUGAUAAUGCACCACAGUUCCCCAGGGACGAGUACCAAGUUGAGAUAACAGAAUCUGCGUUACCAGGGUCUCGGUAUCCAAUCGAAAACGCCCAGGAUCCGGACAUUGGCUCUAAUACAGUUCGCUUGUAUCAGUUGAGCACAAAUGACCAUUUUGCGCUGGUGUCCAACAAACCCUCCUUAAACACAAAGCACAUUGAGCUGGUGCUCAAAAAGCCCCUUGAUCGGGAGCAAACGCCUUACCACCAGUUAAUUUUAAGUGCUGUCGAUGGCGGGACACCUGAGAAAACGGGCACGGCGAUCAUUAACGUACGUGUCCUGGACUCAAAUGACAACGUUCCCAUGUUCGACAACUCGGUGUACAAGGUGAAACUGUUAGAGAAUUCGCCCAAAAACACCCUGGUGAUUAAAUUGAAUGCUACCGAUCUGGACGAGGGCACAAAUGGGGAAGUCUACUACUCUUUUAGCAGCUACACCCCUGAAAGAGUGAGGCAGAUGUUUAGCAUGGACACAAAUACAGGAGAAAUAAGAGUAAGCAGUAACGUCGAUUACGAAGAGACCAAUUCCUAUGAGAUGUACAUCCAAGCGAUGGACAAAGGCCCCGGAGCGGUGGCAGCACACUGUAAGGUGGUGGUAGAGGUAGUGGAUGUGAAUGACAACGUCCCUCAGAUUGUGUUGUCAUCCCUGUCAAGCCCAGUGAGGGAGGACGCCCGCGCUGACACGGUCGUGGCCCUCAUUAGCGUCACCGAUCGGGACUCCGGCGCCAACAAGCAGGUGACUUUAGAGAUCCCGGCUGGCCUUCCUUUCAAGAUUAAAUCCUUCCGAAACUACUACACCCUGGUUACCUCAGCGUUCCUUGACCGCGAGACCACCGAUGCCUACAAUGUCACUCUGAGUGCCACGGACGGAGGAAACCCACCCCUCUCCUCUCAGAAGACCAUCCAGGUGGACGUGGCCGACGUCAAUGACAACCCGCCGCGAUUUGAGCAGACGUCCUAUACUGUUUAUGUGACUGAGAACAACGCCCCUGGGGCCUCUUUGUGUACGGUGAAAGCUCAAGACGCAGACAUCAAAGAGAACGCGCGCAUCACCUAUACUGUGCUCAACGACAAUAACCACGGCAUCCCUGUCACUUCCUACGUGUCCGUGAAGGCCGAUACCGGGGAGGCGUACGCCCUGCGAGCCUUCGACUAUGAGUCACUUCGAGAGUUUCACUUCCAGGUCAAAGCCCAAGACGGAGGAAUUCCUCCGCUUAGUCGCGUCGCCACUGUCUACAUUUACAUCAUGGAUCAGAAUGACCACGCGCCGCUCAUUGUCAACCCUCCGGGUAAUGGCACACGCUCCUUGGAGACGGUUCAAAAGAACGCUGACCCCGGCGCCUUGGUGACCAAAGUGGUGGCGUACGAUGCCGACGCUGGUCCGAACGCCUGGCUGGUGUAUGUGCUUGAGACCUCCACGGACAUGGACUUGUUCAAGGUGCACGAACACACUGGCGAGAUCCGAACCACCCGGAGGAUCCUGGAGGACAACUCCACCUCCUUCGCUCUGACUGUCUUGGUGAAGGACCACGGACAGCCUGCCCUCUCCUCCACCGCCACCAUCAAUGUGGCUGUCAUGGAGGUGCCCCCCAAGGUUGUGCCGGAUCCCAAGAGAAUCAUCAGACCCCACAGCACCUUGCUUUUCUCUAACGUGACCCUGUACUUGAUUGUCGCUUUGAGCGCCACCACCUUUGUUUUCCUGGUCACCGUGGUGGUUCUGGCCAUUGUGCGCUGUCAUGCCUAUUGCACGCAACCUGGAUCCUGCUCCCCGUGCUGCGGGUCGCAGAAACCCCCUCCAGAUGGCGGGAAUAGCAGCGUGAGCGCCGGCGGUGGCGGGGCUGGUGGCGGACUUGCAGGGCAACCUAACAACAACGUGGUACUCCGGAGGGACCUUAAAGUUGAGCCUCACUACAUUGAAGUGCGAGGGAACGGCUCGCUAACAAAGACUUACUGCUACAAGACCUGCUUGACUGCCACCUCUGGCAGUGACACCUUCAUGUUCUACAACACGGGAAGGCCCAUCAGCGGCACCUGGGGCAGCGGCGCUGAUCGAUUCUUCACGAGUGGAAGCGGAUUUGUACGAAGGUUGAGCAUGCCGGAUGCCUCACUUCAAAUAUGUCCAGAGCCAAAAGCCCCAAACGCUGACUGGCGAUAUUCUGCAUCUUUGAGGGCUGGGGUGCAGAGUUCGGUCCACAUGGAGGAGGCUUCUGUGAUGCAGGGAGCCCAGGGCAUGCUGGUCCAGAACUGGCCCACUGUCUCCAGCGCUGCAGAUGGCGAGGGUGGUGGAGAACUGUCCCCUCCAGUAGGCGCCGGCGUCAACAGCAACAGCUGGCACUUCCGCUACGGAGCCGGACAGAGCUAUUGCCCACCGCAGGGCCUGAAACCCGGUGAGAUUCCUCCCGAAGCCUUCAUCAUCCCCGGUUCCCCGGCCAUUAUUUCUAUCCGCCACGACCCCGGCCCUGUUGACGAUAAAGGGGACUUCAUAAGCUUUGGAAAGAAGGAUGAUGCCAAGAAGAAGAAAAAGAAGAAGAAGGAUAAGAAGGAAAAGAAGGAGAAAGGAAAGGAUGACGGGGAUGAAUAA